CUCUCACACCUCUCUAUAACUUUCUUCUCCACUGCCUCUACUUUCCUCUCUCUGCACUUUACCUUAAUCCCUAAGUCUUCUUUACCUUCUUCUUCUUCCUUCCAUUUGUUCUGCUAACAAAAAGAACAUUGAAGCCAGGGCUUCAUUCUGUCUACUCUAUGUGUUCUUCAAUGGCAGAGAGUGAGACAGAGUCUAAUUACAGCAAACACCAAAAGUUGGUCCCAGAACAAAACCAUGAAAACCCAAGUAAGUUUUACAAUCAUUUUCUAUACAAAGUUGCACUAGUUGUAGUUUUCUUUGUUAUUCUCCCACUUUUUCCUUCACAAGCUCCUGAGUUCUUCAACCAAAGUGUACUCACCAGAAGCUGGGAGCUCCUGCACCUUCUCCUUGUUGGCAUAGCAGUCUCUUAUGGGCUUUUUAGCAGAAGAAAUGACAUAACAGAGAAGGAAAACACUAACGCAAAAUUCGAUAAUGCUCAUUCGUAUGUGUCUAGAUUUCUUCAGGUGUCUUCAGUUUUUGAUGAUGAGACUGAAAUUCCAUCUGGCUCUGAUGAGAACAAGGUCCAGUCAUGGAGUAGUCAGUAUUACAGGAACGAACCGGUGGUGGUUGUAGCUCAAGAACACUCUGCUCUUGAUGAACAGAGAGGUACCGCUUCAAGAAUUGGUGAAAAGCCAUUGCUUUUGCCUGUUAGGAGCUUAAAACAACAUGUUCCUGACACGGCUAAUAUAGGGUCUGUUAAUGAAUCUAGUGCCAGUUCUGGUUCUCUAAGUAGGUCUAACUCAAGGUCAGGCUCGAGAAGGUUUUCGAGCAAAUCGAAUAACAAGGCUCUGGGUGGUGAAUUUGGAGGGUUGGAUCAUCAAGAAUUGGAGGAGAAGAAGGAAAGUGUUGUGCUUCCUUCUCCAAUUCCAUGGAGAUCAAGAUCAGGAAGGAUGGAUGUGAAGGAAGAAAAUGUUAACAGUCCUCCAAUGGAGGAAUUUGAGCUUAACCGCCAAGAGUCUUGGGGUUCGAGGUCCCAAGGUUCUCGAUCUUCGAGAUCGAAUUCCAUGUCUUCAUCCCCAAAGCUGUCUCCUUCGCCAUCACUUUCAUCUCCAAAGAAGGCAUCCCCUUUGCCUUCAUUGUCAUCGGAGUCUCAAGCCAAGAAUGCCGAGGAUUUGGGGAGGAAGAAGAGCUUUUACAAGUCCUGUCCUCCCCCGCCUCCGCCUCCCCCGCCAAUGUUUUAUAAGUCAUCAUCAAUGAGAUCAAACAGAGAUGGGGUUUUGUAUGAGAAGGACUUGAGGAGAAGCUUCAGUAGUGAAACAAGGGACUUGAAUAGGAGCAAUGGAGAAUAUGUGAUGGGGAGAGUGAACUCAGGGGUUGAAACCAUGCAUCAAAGCUAUGUUGAUGGUUUAUCAAUGGGGAAAUCAAUGAGAACAAGCAGAGUUGAAGAAAAUAGGGCAGGGGCCCUGAGAUCAGGCAGAGAGAUGGGGGAGUAUGGAUAUGUAAAUGGCAAUGUGGAGAAAAACUUCAAGCAAGUUGAAGAAAAUUUGGUGGAGAAAGCUGCAAGAAAGAGGGUGGGAUUUGAUGAAACUUCUUUUAUUGGGACUGAGAACUUGGGGAAUGAAAGCAUCCCCAACAUGCCAAACUCAGCUUUCAAUGGAUUUUCAGAGGAGGAGAAAGAAGAUUUUCUCGACAGCGUGGUUAUGGAAUCGGAGGAAGAAACAGAAAGUGAGGAUGACAACUUUGGAGUAAGUUUGAUCCAGAAAGACAUUGGAGAGACCCCAAAGCCAACUCCAAGGAAUUUCGUUUCGGCUUCUAGCAGUGGAAGUGAUGGAGGGCCUGAUGUGGAUAAGAAAGCUGAUGAGUUCAUAGCCAAGUUCAGGGAGCAGAUUAGGCUUCAGAGAAUAGAUUCUAUCAAGAAAUCGAGUGCUCAGAUUAGUAGAAACUUGUCAAGGUAAACAGGAGGAAUUAAUUAAACUUGGUGAUUAUAGUUCCCUUUCGUUGGGUUUUAUGUUCCAAUUGACUUGGUACCAUAGCUUGUGUUUCAAAAUUAUGAUCAUGGUAUACAAAGAUUUAUAUGUUUUCUUUUUUUCUUUUUCUUUUUUGUUUUUGGUAUGGACAGUACACCAAUUGCACUGGUUAAUAAAAAUUUACCCUCUUUGUUA
Prunus dulcis (almond) is the source of this 2141-nucleotide messenger RNA. RefSeq lists its product as uncharacterized. The coding region runs from base 159 to 1934 and encodes 591 amino acids. Lineage: Eukaryota; Viridiplantae; Streptophyta; Magnoliopsida; Rosales; Rosaceae. The record is from RefSeq and is a predicted model, not a curated record. The transcript has a single exon.